Caenorhabditis bovis is the source of this 2301-nucleotide messenger RNA. The record is from the annotation of a GenBank genome assembly. Lineage: Eukaryota; Metazoa; Nematoda; Chromadorea; Rhabditida; Rhabditidae.
AUGAGCGGCCGUAAAAUCGCGGCAGCGACCGUGCAAAAUCGCUCACAAACACCUUUUUGGAACUGGCUUAAAGAGAAGCUUCUGGCUGCUGAUCGUCUCCCGGUCACCCCGCCACCAGGACUUCCAGGGCCAGACGGAAAGUGCGUCUAUCAAAAUCCUCUUCGCUUCCCAAAAAGUCAGUCAGCUCGUCCAGGAUCUGCUGAACUCCCUAAUCUCCCAGGAGGGGUCCAUCACAAACUUGCCGAUAAUUAUUAUUUGGGAAGAGAUGGAAGAAGAAGCGUUCAACCACCAACGACUUUGUAUGUUAAUGACGGAAGUGUGAAAAAAUUCGCGAACCAAUUUGGAGAGCCAAUUGAAACUGUUCAAGCUGUUCAAGUGAACGUUGGCCCAGAAAAGAAUUUCGGACUUCCAGCACCAACUCCAGGAUUCGGAUGCACAUGGAAGCGCGCCAAGGAGAACGAGCUCGCCACCCAAAAGAACGACCCACAAUUCGAUUACUUUGAGCGUUUCGACAAAUUCCAAAAAGCUGCAAUCAUGAGACCGUCUGUUGUCGCUAUGGGAAAACACUUCGGUAACCUCGGAAAGAUGUACGGAGAGCACCGUUUCGCAUUGGCUCCAAACGAGCAGAAGGCUUUCAAAGGACUCUUUGACCAAGCUGUCGUCAAAGUCUUCAAAACCUACGUCUGGGAUCAGUGGUAUUACUACAUCCCACAGACCAUCGGAGCCUAUCUUCUCUACGACUGGGCCAUCAAGACCAACAAGGCCGCAUCCCGCAAGAAUCCAGCCGACUACGCCAAUGAUCAAAUGCUCUCAAGGCUAUCGUUGUUUUCUGCCAGAAGAUUCUCCAGUCAGAAUUUGCUGCCUCAAGGAGCACAAGCUUAUAUUGCAGGAAAAUGGACACCGUCGGCCGCUGGCGAAACAUUUGACGUCAUAAAUCCUUAUAAUGAAGAAAUUCUUUACAAAACCGCGAAUUGUGAUGUCGCAGAUGCGAAAAAUGCCGUCGAUGCCGCUAAGCAAGGUUUCGAGCAUUGGGCAUUCAAAACGACGGCGAAACAACGCGGAGCAAUUCUUCGCAAAUGGUUCGAUAUUCUUGGUGCUCGUGAGCACGAACUCGCCGAGCUUUUGACAAAAGAGCAAGGGAAACCAUUGGCGGAAGCCAAGGGAGAAAUUCAGUAUUCGGCAGCAUAUUUCGAUUGGUACUCGGGAGAAGCUCGACGAGCUUAUGGACAGGUCGUCGAUGCUCCUGUCCUGAAUCGACAACAUCUGCACACACGAGAGCCGAUCGGAGUGGCCGCGUUGAUUGCGCCGUGGAACUUCCCAACGGCGAUGAUCGCGAGAAAAGCAGCCGCCGCGAUUGCCGUCGGAUGCUCGGUGGUGGUGAAACCCGCCGAAGACACACCAUUGUCAGCAUUGGCGCUCGCACAAACUGCAGAAGAAGCUGGAAUUCCGGCGGGAGUUUUUAAUGUGAUUCCAGCGGAUCGCGACAAAACUGCCGAGAUCUCGAAAUUCCUUUGCGAAUCGACUGAUGUCAAUGCGAUCAGUUUCACCGGAAGCACUGCAGUUGGAAAACUUCUUCUCUCGCAGAGUGCUUCAACUGUUAAGCGAGUAUGUCUUGAGCUUGGCGGAAAUGCGCCACUUAUCGUAUUCGACGACGCUGACCUCGACGUCGCUGUUAAUGGAACGAUGGCCACAAAAUUCAGAUGCUCCGGACAAACAUGCGUAUCGGCGAACAGAAUUUAUGUUCACGAGAAAAUUCAUGACAAAUAUGUUGAGAAACUCGCCGAAGCGAUGAAAAGUCGUCUUAUUUUGGGAUAUGGUCUCGACACGAACACCACAUUGGGGCCACUCAUUAAUCAUAAAGCCGUGGACAAGUGCGACGUUCUGCUUGCUGAUGCCGUUGGAAAAGGGGCCCAAAUAGUGACCGGUGGCAAGAAGAGUAGCCAUGGAACUGGAUAUGAAGCCACUCUUUUGACCGAUGUCCAUGAGAACAUGCAUAUCGCUUACACCGAGAUUUUCGGACCAAUUGCAGCCAUUCAAAAGUUCUCCGAUGAGGCGGAGGUGAUCGCAGCAGCAAAUAAUUGUCGAGUCGGAUUGGCGGGAUAUGUCUUCGGAAAGGAUUCUUCGAGAAUACACCGUGUAGUGAGAAGGCUGGAAGUUGGAAUGGUUGGAGUCAAUGAAGGAUUGAUCUCAUGUGCCGAGGCUGCAUUCGGAGGGGUUAAAGAAAGUGGACUUGGUCGCGAAGGAGGCGCUCAAGGAAUCGACGAAUUCACAAAUUGGAAAUAUAUUUGCACACAAUAUUGA